Messenger RNA from Naegleria fowleri, 2574 nucleotides. RefSeq lists its product as uncharacterized. The coding region runs from base 1 to 2574 and encodes 857 amino acids. The record is from RefSeq and is a predicted model, not a curated record. Gene Ontology annotation, biological process: cytoskeleton organization. NCBI's taxonomy places the organism in Eukaryota, Heterolobosea, Eutetramitea, Acrasida, Naegleriidae. Gene Ontology annotation, cellular component: cytosol. The transcript has 5 exons.
AUGAAAAAAUUCGCUGCUGGACUCUCUCAGCAACUGAACAGCAGUGGCAAGAAGAAGAAGGCUCCCACAUCGGGAUUGAACAUUGAAUCAUUCAAAAGAAAAAGUGUGGGUGAGAGUGAUAUCACUGGAUCAUCCAAUCGGUACAGUGCUAAUAAUACAAUGAAUGAAAUUGAAGAGCCUUUUUCUCCGUCCAUGAUUGAAUUUGAAGAAGAAAAAAGACAUCGUUAUGGAAACAAGGGUCGAGAAGGGUCUUCAUCAUUGUCGAAUAAUGAUCAUCGUGAUGAUGAUAUAUUCAUUCAAGAUGGUACUAAUGCUAAUGCUGGCAGCAGUAGUAAUAGAAUUGAUCAUUCUUUUUUACCAAUCCGAUCAUCAUCGCCUCCAAUGCCUUUGUUCAAUGAUCGGAAAAGCUUUCAUUCAGAAAAUAUCGAAUAUAAUAACAUCCAUGGUGACGAUUAUUCACAAGAAGUAUCAUCUCCACAACCAAGAAAGAGUGAAAGCAGUAUCAUGGAUCCUGAAAAUUCAAAAAGUCCGGGAGAGUCGCUUGGAAGCGCUUUUAAAAAGUUGAAAACAAAAAAGAAAAAUUUGUCCUUUUCCAAGUUUUCAGAAAAUGUAAAAAACUUUAAAAUUAUGAACAAGAGCGCUCUUGAAGACUACACGAGUGACAUUGAAAGAGGUCAUACUCAAUUAUUGGAUGCAUGUGAUGAAUUUUUUGAGAAGAGAGAAAGUGCAGAGAUUGCCUUGUGUAAAAGUUCUGACAUUUUGAAUACAUUCGGCAAUGAAGUGACAGAAAGUACCAUAAUUUACAUUUUAGAAAAGAUUGAAGCCUGUCACUGGGAGUACGGAUACCACUUGCUCUCUGUGGUCAUGGGAUAUGCUGGCAAUUCAAUUGGUAUAACAGGAAGUUUUUCAAUUUCUAAAAAGAAUUGUAGUACUGUUCUGGAUUGUAAUGGCUUGAAUACCAUCAUUUAUGCGUUUAAACAUCACGCAUUUGCAUUAGCCAAUGUAGAGUUUUCUCCCUCUAUUCCGAUGGAGCAAUUCGAAAAGGUGUGCAAGGAAAAAGAAAAGUGGUUCAAUCUCUAUGCGAAUAUUUUAUAUGUAUUUUUAACAGUGCUUUCUUGGAAUCCAAGCAAGGAGGUUCUUGAAGAGCUCAAGUAUGACUUGUUUGACAGAAAUGUCAAUGAGUCACGAACUCAAUACGGAAAGAAGGAAAAUUCUGAACACUUCCUUAUUGUCCUGCUAACACUACUUCGAACGAGUGUUUUGAAUGAUGCCACUGAUCGUGGAAAUAUCCAUAGCUUGAAGAAGUUGGUUAUGCUCAUGCACAAGACAUUACACAUUCUAUUCAUUUGCGAUGCAGAUAAUUCUCACAAGAAGAAAUACACCAAGAUUACCAAAGUGUUACAGAAAGAACGUUCCAAGUCUAUGAGACUGAAAGUGGCACCAGAGACCAAGGAAGCCUACAUUAAGGUGAAUCAAGGAAACGCCUCAAAAAUUGUUGAAGAAGCCAUCGGUGUGUACCAAAAGGCUCCAGAAAAGAAAGACACUUCCGAGAAGGUAGCAGAUAAUACUUUACCGAGAGCACUUAUUGAAAACCCAAGCAUGAAAGAAGUAUUAUAUAGAUUAAUGCUUGAGGAACUGCCUGAUUUUGUUGUGCUGAUGUCGAGUAUUCUUGAUAAAAUUACCAAAGGAGAAUGCGGUGCCAACUUUUCCACAGUCGAGAAGAGACGCUAUUGUAACAUCUUGCUCAAGUCAUUGCUAUCUGUUGUGCUUUUACUGAUCAAAAAUUGGAGAAAGAGCUGCCAAAUGCAGGCCAAAUAUCUUAUCCAUUUACUUGGAGAGGCUGAAAUUUAUGUACUUUUAUUUCGAUUAAUUGAAUUGGAUAUUAAGGCAUUUAUUUAUCAUGAUGACACGAAUGUUGAGGCUUUCUUUAUGAGAGGAGAAUCCACUGCAAAGAAUACGACCUCAUCGUUUUCCACAAAGACCAACUGGAGAAAUGUCUAUGUAGUCACCAUCGCUUUGCGAAUUAUACACCAAAUGACAAAAGAUGAUCCAUUUUUAAUUUCCAAACUCAUUCGAAAGCACAAACUACAUAGAACCCUCAAAAAAGUAAUUCAAGCAGAGGUCAUUGAAGCGCUUUGCAAAUAUUCUUGUAAGAUUUUGAAAAAUUGCUUGCCACAACUUCCGCUUAAAUGGAAGACUACUAACAUGCUUGUCGUCAAUAAUAUUUACUUCCAUGUCCGCCCUACAUUGACAGAUACAAGUUGGAUUCAAUCUCUCAAUACCACAAUUCAAAUUUCUCAAACAGAAUAUGUAAAUGAAAUGAAGAGAGUGGUUCAUGACAUUGAACAUUUCCACAAUGUGAAUUAUUUUGGUUGGUGGAAACAUGUUGGCUACAGAGCAAUUGACAAGCUUGCCAAAACAAAACGUCAAACAACUUCACAACAACAAGAUUAUGAUCAAUUAGUAUUCUCAAAAGAAAAUGGAUUGUUGGGUGAGGAUUAUAUUUCAUACUUGUACAAUUCUAUUGAGCUUACUGAAGAGGAAAAAAGAAGAGCGUUAUUCCUGCAAAUUUAG